Molecule: messenger RNA, 129 nt
Organism: Sclerotinia sclerotiorum 1980 UF-70
Lineage: Eukaryota; Fungi; Ascomycota; Leotiomycetes; Helotiales; Sclerotiniaceae
Exons: 2
Coding region: 1-129 (42 amino acids)
Source: RefSeq, a predicted model, not a curated record
AUGUCGAGUGUACAAGCCAAAAACGAAUGUGCAGAAUAUGUACUCUUGAAUUGGACAAUGAAUGAAUGGAACGAGGGAGACCAGGCGAACCUUGGUAAUAUCAACGAAUUAGCAAAGCGGGAAAAAUGA